Sorex fumeus (smoky shrew) is the source of this 1347-nucleotide messenger RNA. Its product is annotated as 1,25-dihydroxyvitamin D(3) 24-hydroxylase, mitochondrial. The transcript is spliced from 10 exons. Gene Ontology annotation, cellular component: mitochondrial inner membrane. Lineage: Eukaryota; Metazoa; Chordata; Mammalia; Eulipotyphla; Soricidae. The coding region runs from base 1 to 1347 and encodes 448 amino acids. Gene Ontology annotation, molecular function: monooxygenase activity; heme binding; iron ion binding. The record is from RefSeq and is a predicted model, not a curated record. Gene Ontology annotation, biological process: glucocorticoid biosynthetic process; cellular response to peptide hormone stimulus; cortisol metabolic process.
AUGAGCUCCCUCAUGGGUCCGAGCCGCUCCUUGGUCGCCUUCCUGCGCCACUUGCGCAUCCUCGGGCCGCCCCCCCAACCUUUGUCACCUGCGCGCGCGCCCCCGGAGCCGCGGGCGGUCUCCCGCGGCUGCCCGUGGAUGGAACGCGGCGCGCAUCCCCCGGCGGCCGCCCUGCCCGGCCCCACCAACUGGCCACUGCUGGGCAGCCUGCUGGAGAUCCUCUGGAAAGGGGGGCUCAAGAGACAGCACUAUACGCUGGCCGAGUACCACAGGAAGUAUGGCAAGAUCUUCCGCAUGAAGCUGGGCACCUUCGACUCGGUGCACCUGGGCUCCCCGUGCCUGCUGGAAGCGCUGUACCGCACCGAGAGCGCCCACCCGCAGCGCCUGGAGAUCAAACCCUGGAAGGCCUAUCGCGACCACCGUGCCGAGGGCUACGGGCUGCUGAUCCUGGAAGGGGAAGACUGGCAGCGAGUCCGGAGCGUCUUCCAGAAGAAACUCAUGAAACCCGUGGAAAUCAUGAAGCUGGACAAGAAGAUCAACGAGGUCUUGGCGGACUUUGUGGGAAGACUGGAUGAACUCUGUGACGAGCGAGGCCGCAUUGCCGACAUCUACAGCGAGCUGAACAAGUGGUCCUUUGAAAGCAUCUGCCUCGUGCUCUACGAGAAGAGGUUUGGGCUCCUACAGAGGAACACGGACGCCGAAGCUCUGGACUUCAUAGCGGCCGUUAAAACAAUGAUGAGCACGUUUGGGAGGAUGAUGGUCACCCCAGUGGAACUGCACAAGAGCCUCAACACCAAGGUGUGGCAGGAGCACACGCGGGCCUGGGACACCAUCUUCACGACAGUCAAGGCUUGCAUCGACAGCCGGUUAGAGAGAUGCUCGGAGCAGCCCCACACAGACUUCCUUUGGGACAUCUAUCGCCAUGGCUCCAUCUCCAAGAAAGAGCUGUACGCCGUGGUCACCGAGCUGCAGCUGGGCGCGGUGGAGACGACGGCAAACAGUUUAAUGUGGAUCCUCUACAACUUAUCUCGAAACCGCCACGCGCAGCAAAAGCUUCUGAUGGAAAUUCAGAGCGUGGUGCCUGCAAACGGCGAGCCGCGGGCAGAGGAUCUGAAGAAUAUGCCCUAUUUAAAGGCCUGCCUGAAGGAAUCGAUGAGGCUUAACCCCAGUGUGCCAUUUACAACUCGUACGCUUGACAAGACCACAGUGCUGGGUGAAUACACGUUACCCAAAGGAAUCAUCCGCAAGUAUGACCUUGUAGCCACCGACAACGAGCCCGUGGAGAUGGUACACUCAGGGAUCCUGUUACCCAGCCGUGAGCUGCCCAUUGCUUUCUGUCAGCGGUGA